AACUUUGAUUUUGAUUAGUUUUACUCGUUUUAGCCUAAGCCUACAGUUUGCUUUUCCCCUUCAUUUCUUUGUUGCUGUUCUGCUUCAGCUCCUUGUAGCUGUUCGACUUCGCUCCGGCGUUCCCUUCCCGUUGGAUCGGAUGUUACGACAUUUUGAUCGGAAGCAAAGACGGGAGCUCGCUCGCUGUGAAGUAACUUUCUCCCUUUUCGCGCGUUUCUUCAGUCAAAUCCCGUAAAUCCGCCGAAUAGAGGAUUUCAGAAAUCCGGGAUUUACCACGAAAAGGGGUUUUGAUUUACCGUGAGAUUUGGUUUUGCAUUUUAGGCCGUUUGGCUGGAUUUCGCUCAAAUCCGGCAAUCCUGCUACCAAACAGCCCCUAAGCGCAAGUGUGGUAAAGGUUUUGUUGGACUUUAGAAGUGCUUUGCCGAUUUAAUGGUCAAGUUAGAAGAUUGUACAGAUAAUGGAGUUUCUCCAAAUGGUGAGGCUGGUGUUAAUUCUUCGAUUGGUGCUAGUUCUUCUGGAUCGAUACCAUGCUCUGUGCCUGUUGUAGUGAAGGAGGUAAUGGAAAGUCUUCCAAGCUCUUCUACCUGUCAUUUCAAAUCAUAUCUUGUUGGAAUGGGGUUUUCAUCGAUUCUUGUUGACAAAGUGAUUGAAGAAAAUGGGGAGGAUGAUGUAAAUAUUCUAUUGGAAGCCCUUCUUGCUCAGUCCGUUCAUUCAAAAUCAAGUCCAGCUUCAGUUUCUUUGUCUGAAUAUUCUUGUACUAAUGAAGAUGCUGAAAGUUCUCCUUUUGAGUUUAUAUCAGAUGAUAAUCAAGAUAAGGAGGAUGAUGAUGCAACUUCGCAUGUUGAUAUGGAUAAGAAAUCUUCUUUAUUGAUGAUGGAUUUUACGGAGGAAGAGAUAGAUUUGGCUACAACUCGCCUUGGUAUGCAGCACUUUCUUAUGCUCCUGUGACUCGGCUUAGAAGAGAUGGAUUUUGUUAAA
Dendrobium catenatum is the source of this 978-nucleotide messenger RNA. Its product is annotated as probable inactive DNA (cytosine-5)-methyltransferase DRM3. The coding region runs from base 430 to 948 and encodes 172 amino acids. The record is from RefSeq and is a predicted model, not a curated record. The transcript is spliced from 7 exons. Lineage: Eukaryota; Viridiplantae; Streptophyta; Magnoliopsida; Asparagales; Orchidaceae.